Exaiptasia diaphana is the source of this 2760-nucleotide messenger RNA. RefSeq lists its product as uncharacterized. The record is from RefSeq and is a predicted model, not a curated record. NCBI's taxonomy places the organism in Eukaryota, Metazoa, Cnidaria, Anthozoa, Actiniaria, Aiptasiidae.
GCUCGAUCUACCAAGCCUGAGGUUAGAAGCUGUCUGUAUUGCCAUGGAAAUCAUUCAAUCGACAGGUGUUUGAAGUUCAAAGACAAGGACUACACCGAAAGAAAGAACUUUGUCAGGAAAGAAAAACUUUGUGAUAAUUGUCUUCGAAAAAACCACAUCGCUUGGAAUUGUAAAGGUAUCCCAGCAUGCUGUGUAAGCGGAUGCAAGAAACGCCAUCACUCCCUCUUGCACCCUACGAUGUCGCAAGAAAGCAGUGCUUCGGAUGCUGCCAAGUCUACCAGUGUCGAGCCUAAUCAAACCUCGAGUCAGUUAAGUUCUUGUGGAGCGACCUCGAGUGUUAAACAGCCACGUGUUUGCAUGAAGAUCGUCCCUGUGAAAGUCAGUGGGAUCGAUGGAGGUACUGAAGUUGAAACAUAUGCCUUUCUUGAUGGUGGUUCGAACGCAACACUAUGUUUGAAUGAACUCGUGGAUCAACUUUCCUUGAAUGGUGCGCCCACUAACGUCACUUUGUCCACUGUAAGUGGCAGUUAUAAAGGACAAGGAAAAGAAGUGAAAUUACAAGUCAAGAGUUUGGAUAAUGAAGAGUGUAUCUUUCUAGACCAUGUCUUAUCUGUGAGUCGCAUUCCUGUAGCAGAACAAAGUAUAGCACGCAGUGACGAUGUUGAAAACUGGACACAUCUUCAAGGCUUGCAGUUUCCCAAGCUAGAAGAAAAGAAGGUCACCAUACUUAUAGGAAGUGAUGUCCCAGAAGCUCAUUGGAAUCUGGAACAGCGUCUUGGACAAAGGAAACAGCCUUAUGCAGUACGUACCUUGCUAGGAUGGACACUGGUGGGUCCAACUGAUCGCUCCUAUUGUAACAGCGUACACGUCAAUCUGAUCAAAGCCGAGCAAGAGGAAAUAACAAAUCUACUUGAGCGUAUGUACAACGCAGACUUCAAGGACGGUGUUCAGGCCGAAUCCGAUGUUAUGUCACUAGAAGACCGGUAUGCUCUUAACUUAAUGAAAAACACAUCAAUCUUGGUCGAUGGUCACUAUCAGCUGGGUCUUCCUUGCCGUCCUGGAGCUCCAGUUCUUCCAAAUAACAGGUCGUUAGCAGAGAAACGUCUUGAUCUCCUCAAGCGCCGUCUUCAAAGAGAUCCAGUUCUUCACAGCAAGUACAAAGAAACGAUGGACGAAUACAUCAGGAAAAACCAUGCGCGUAAAAUCCCACUUGAAGAGCUAGAUGGAAAGAGUAAUCGUGUAUGGUACCUGCCGCACCAUCCCGUUGUCCACCCUCAGAAGCCAGACAAAGUCAGGAUAGUGUUUGACUGUGCAGCGAAGUUYUGUKAUGUUUCUCUGAAUGAYCAACUCUUGAAAGGUCCUGAUCUGACGAACAAGUUAGUCGGAGUCCUUUUACGUUUUCGCGAGCAUCGCGUUGCCAUCAUGGCGGACAUAGAGAAAAUGUUUCACCAAGUGCGUGUUCUUCCUCAAGAUCGUGAUGUACUACGAUUUCUUUGGUGGYCUGAUGGCGACUUAUCACAAAGUCCUAGCGAACAUCAAAUGCUGGUUCAUCUGUUUGGAGCCAAGUCCUCCCCAAGUUGCUCAAGCUUCGCACUUAAAAGGGCGGCGCAAGACAACAAACACACCUUCAGCAUGCAAGCAGUGGAUACAGUUAAUCAAAACUUCUACGUGGAUGACUGUCUUAAAGCCGUUCCCAGUGCUGAUGAUGCUAUCAAGCUGAUAAGAGAACUCUCCAAGAUGUUAUCUAAUGGUGGUUUUCGUCUAACGAAAUGGAUCAGCAACGAUCGUCACGUAAUGGCUUCAAUUCCUGAAGAAGAUCGUGCCAAAUCCUUCAAAGACUUAAAUCUGGACGACCUCCCUGUCAACCGAGCUCUGGGCAUGGAAUGGGACGUGGGAAAGGACACCAUCAGCUUCCGUGUUGACGAAAAGCCAACCUCGAACACUCGAAGAAGCAUAUUGUCAAUGGUAUCAUCCAUUUACGAUCCUCUGGGAUUUGCCGCACCCUUCGUCUUACCUGCCAAACGGAUGCCGCAAGAGUUAUGCAAGAAAAAAAUCGGUUGGGACGAUGUGAUACCAAAUGAAAACCUCAGUGAAUGGCAAAGCUGGUUACAAAGUCUCUCCAAGCUAGGAAAAAUGUCUGUACCUCGUUGCCUGACGCMAGAAGAAUUUGGUGAUGUAAAAUCUGUUCAGAUUCAUACCUUCUCAGACGCUUCAGAAUCUGGUUACGGCGCUGUGUCCUACAUACGCCUAGUUGAUGUACAAGGAAGAAUCCAUUGUGGUAUUGUUCUUGCUAAAUCACGUGUUGCACCGCUCAAAAGGAUGACUAUACCAAGACUGGAACUUACAGCUGCCACAGUCGCUGUGAAUCUAAGUACGACAGUUCAAAGGGAACUCAGCUUACAAGGCGCGGAUGUCUAUUUCUGGACAGAUUCCAUGAUAGUUAUACAGUACAUAUUGAACACUGACAGAUCCUUCAAAACCUUUGUUGCUAACAGAGUGGCAAUUAUCCGUGAAGCUUCAUAUCCUUAUCAAUGGCACCACGUGAGGUCCGAGUCGAACCCAGCGGAUUGCGUUUCCAGAGGAUUCAAGCUUGGUGAUCUCAAACAGUUGAAAGAGUUCCACAAUGGACCUGAGUUUCUAAGAAUGGAAGAGCAUUAUUGGCCAGCCCAAUCACAGAAGCCUGAUGGACUUUGCUGCGGCCGAGGGAUUGUGGGGGGACGAGCGGAGAAUGGGGAGGAGGAAACAAGGAAGGGUCUGUAA